AUGAGAAUUUUCGAAACUGUCACCGGUGUUCUCCUCCUCUUCUUCCUUCUCACUGCUCCAUCUACUGCGGAUAUCAAAUCGAUCAAAAUCCAAUCCGAUGACCGACCGAUGAUCCUCUUGCAGAAGUUCGGGCUCACACAUAGAGCUUAUAUCACCGUAGCAGCCUCAUCCGUGUCGGUCACCUCCACGUUAUCGCCCCCUGAUCUCUCGCGCCAAGGCGUAUUCCUUCUCUCGGAAGAAUCGAUGCCCGAAGUCCUGCUUGAAUUUCAACAAAACCCUGAUUUCUGCAUACUACGUUCCAAGUUCGCCUUACUUCUUUUCACGUUCCGAGAUCUCUCACCUAAGUGGUCGUUCAACCGUUCGUUCCCUGUGAUGUACCCUAGUGAGUACUCGCUCUUCUUCGCUAACUGCGACGCGGGAUCGCGUGUCACCAUGGACUUCUGCACAGAGCUGUUAAAUACUGAUGGCUAA
Messenger RNA from Helianthus annuus (common sunflower), 471 nucleotides. RefSeq names its product protein CANDIDATE G-PROTEIN COUPLED RECEPTOR 7. The record is from RefSeq and is a predicted model, not a curated record. Bases 1 to 471 code for a protein of 156 amino acids. NCBI's taxonomy places the organism in Eukaryota, Viridiplantae, Streptophyta, Magnoliopsida, Asterales, Asteraceae. The transcript has a single exon.